AUGCCGAGUCGCCGCUUGGCUGUGCUGAAACGAGCAACAUCAUCUUCAAGCAACUUGCGUACUGGUGACACCAAUGAUCCAAGUUUUGAUUUAAGACGGGAAGUGGCAAAGUUUGACGCAAACAUUCCAGUUGAAGCUGCUACCACACCACCUUCCACCUGGUUCACGAGACCAGAAUUUCAUCAACUGGAAGUACACACGGUAUUCCACGACGCAUGGAUGUUCGCAGGAAGAGUAGAUCAGAUUACAAAGCCUGGAAAAUUCUUUACCGGGACGAUUGGCAAAGAGCCGUACAUAGUUUUACGCGAUGAGAACAACGAACUAAAAGCAUUCUACAAUGUAUGUCGUCACCAUGCUAUGCAAAUCGUCAAUGAUACGGAAGGGACAGUGAAAGACUUGCAAUGUCCAUAUCAUGGAUGGACGUAUGCCUUAAGCGGCAGACUGAAGAAAGCCACUCGCCUCCGCGGAAUAAAGAAUUUCUCCGCCCGUAACUUCGGACUAAUUCCGAUGAUGGUCAAGGCAUGGGGUCCGUUAAUUUUCAUCAGACCCAACAAGAUUUCCGAGGAGAAGGACAAUUUCUUUGAAGACCUGGAAUCCUUGAAGAACCGCUUGGAUGGCAUUGGUUUCAGCUCUGGAAUGAAGUUCAUGAAGCGUAUUACAUACACCCUAAACUGCAACUGGAAGGUAUUCGUAGAUAAUUAUCUAGACGGUGGAUACCACGUCUCAACAGCGCACAAAGAUCUAAGUGUGGCACUGGAUGCAAGCUCUUAUAGAACCGCGGUGCAUGAAUGGCAUUCGAUACAAUCAGUCAGCGCCGUGGGCUCCGAAGAGCGUGUCUGUGGCGACGCGAUAUACGCGCAUAUAUUCCCCAAUCUAAUGAUAAACCGUUAUGGUCCGUGGAUUGACACUAACGUCGCACUACCACUCACACACAACACGUGUAUGAUUGUCUUUGACUAUUUCCUCGAAGAAGAUUAUAUCCAACAAAAGAGCGAAGAAGACCUGCAGAACAUUCUGGACACGAGCUUCACAGCCAGCGAUAAAGUGCAACAAGAGGACAUCUUUCUAUGUGAGGGCGUUCAACGUGGACUGGAAUCAUCGGCUUAUGAUUUGGGAAGAUACGCGCCUGGCGUCGAAUUUGCCGAUCACAUGUUUCACGUCAAACUUGCGGAACUAUUCCGAAGACAUCUGAAAAUUCCAUAG
Messenger RNA from Saccoglossus kowalevskii, 1203 nucleotides. RefSeq lists its product as uncharacterized. The record is from RefSeq and is a predicted model, not a curated record. Gene Ontology annotation, molecular function: 2 iron, 2 sulfur cluster binding; iron ion binding. NCBI's taxonomy places the organism in Eukaryota, Metazoa, Hemichordata, Enteropneusta, Harrimaniidae.